Messenger RNA from Parasteatoda tepidariorum (common house spider), 895 nucleotides. NCBI's taxonomy places the organism in Eukaryota, Metazoa, Arthropoda, Arachnida, Araneae, Theridiidae. The record is from RefSeq and is a predicted model, not a curated record.
UGAACCGUCAUCUUCAGCAAACAUUCAGGAUACAUCCAAAAAUUCCAUGUCCGGAAACACGGAGUCAAGCAGUGUGGAUUCACGAUUUCAGUGUUACCACAGGACUUUUCCAGAAUCUGUAACAGCUGAUUACAGUGAUUUCGAUACUGUUGAACCAACUGUUGCAAUAUUCAAGAAAGCACGACGAGGCAGAAGACCAUCGAAGAGAAAAGUGACCUACCAUCAGUGUUCCCAUGCCGGGUGUACAAAGACUUACACAAAGAGUUCACACUUGAAAGCUCAUGUGAGGACACAUACUGGCGAGAAGCCCUAUGCCUGCUCGUGGCGUGGAUGUGAUUGGAAAUUUGCUCGUUCUGACGAGCUCACCAGGCACUUUAGAAAACAUACCGGAGACCGACCUUUCAAGUGUGCGAACUGCGAGAAAGCUUUCUCGAGAUCUGAUCACUUAGCUCUACAUCUGAAACGUCACAUGGAAAUACUUUAAUUAAUAAGAAUUUCAAGAUGCGGAUUAUUUCCCAAAUGUCAAAAAAUAAGCCGAUGAUUUGAUAAAUCAAGUAAAGAAAAACCGAAGGAGAUCUAGGAAAUCUACGGAUUCUGCUUGGGAAGCCAGUUGUUUAUUCCCAUCGAAUUUUGAAAUUUGUCACUGUUUUCAUCAACAGAUGGCGCUAUUUAAUAAGAAAAUUUUUAAAUGAAUGUUUUCAAACAACCACUAUUAGUAUCAUAACGUGGUGUAUUCUGAAGCCCGUGUAAAUGUCAUAUUUAUAUUAAAUGAACAAAACUUUAAAAAAAUGCGUGCUGAAAAUAAAAAUAAAAACCUUUUUAGCUCACUUCUUGCCAUACAUAAUUUCCGGACAUUUUUGCUGUAACUCUUCAUCAUCAUUCAUUCUUCCUUAAU